Messenger RNA from Melopsittacus undulatus (budgerigar), 2979 nucleotides. RefSeq lists its product as uncharacterized. Bases 92 to 811 code for a protein of 239 amino acids. The transcript has 2 exons. Gene Ontology annotation, cellular component: plasma membrane. Lineage: Eukaryota; Metazoa; Chordata; Aves; Psittaciformes; Psittaculidae. Gene Ontology annotation, molecular function: G protein-coupled receptor activity. Gene Ontology annotation, biological process: positive regulation of Rho protein signal transduction; phospholipase C-activating G protein-coupled receptor signaling pathway. The record is from RefSeq and is a predicted model, not a curated record.
AGUAUGCCACACUAUAUAUAAAAACCAGGAAGCAAUCCAAAGGGAACGGCAAUAAUUUAGCUCUGCUGAAGACCAUACACAGAGUACAGUGAUGCAGAAAACUACUCCUGGCUGCCUCUUCCAGCAAAUGUGUUCCUCCCUUACGGGCAUUUCUAUGGAGAGAGACCACAUGAAAGACCUCAGAAGAUACCUGGUACUUAAAUACAUCCAGUACCUUGUCCUGUCUUCUUCAAACGCUGUCAGCACAUUUCUGGGCCUGCUGGGCAGUUUGUAUGCGAUAAUCCUCCUGCAGUCUGAAAAGGUUUCAUCCAAGUCCACUGCAGUUCUCAUCUCAAGCCUAGCAAAGGCAGACAUCCUGGUUGCUGUUAGCAUCAUAUCUGAGAUGGCUGUAGGGACAUUGGGUAUCAAUAUCUUAUCUCCAGCGUUCACAUUAGCUCUGCUGCAGAACCUCCUCAGUGCCAACACUCACAUCAGCUGCUUGCUGCUGAGCUGCGUUGCCUUCGAGGCUUAUUUGAUCACCUUCUUUGCCACAGAGUCUCGGCAUUUCCGGACAGUGACAAACGCCAGGCUGACUUCCAGGAUCAUCUGGAUCCUGGUGACUGUGGAGUGUGCCCUGUUCCAGGCAGAUGACCUCCUGAAGGCUCCCACCCGCAGCCCAUACGCUCUGUUGUUUCACAUCUCCAGCAUGGCCACAGCCUUCCUCAGGUCCCUCAGUUACAUCCUGGGCAUUCUUUUAAGGAUUAUCAAUGUAUACAUCUACUACAAGAUAUUCUUUAGCAUGUCCAACAGAUCUACACUAAAAACAAAGUAGUGACACCCAACAGAACACACUUCAAUGCUAUUUCAAACUGUUAGUUUGAAAACUGCUCAAUAACUAGCCCCAAGGCUCAUGGUUUGGCACACCAUGGAGUUUAAACCUCCCUGUUUCAUGAUGGUGUUGAGCCUUGGCUAUUGUGAAGAGCUUGGGGCUGGGGAGCUCCUUGGCACUGAAACACAACAGAGUUGGGCUGUGGGUGCUUGUGUUGAGAGCCUUAGAGCACCACAGGCUUGCUUUGAUUGUCUGUAAUCAACUUUAUUCACUUUAUAGGUGAAACAAAUGACAUUUCAUAAAUGGUUCCAAAAGCUAAAGCAACCCAAAUAUUUUUUAUAUAAAAAGGGUGCUUAGAGUCUGACUCAGAGAUCUGCAGAGCCAAGAGCUGUAUGGUCGCAUAGUGAAGACAUGAUCUAUGUCCUAAACCAUCUCUAACUCAGGUGACCCACCAGACUCAGCAGGUAGGAUUGAGGGACAUCUCGUCAUCAAGCUGAUCUAGCCUAACUGGAUUUGUCAUGCAGGUGGUAUCAGCCCCUCUGUGUGAAUCCCCAGAACAGACACUGCCACACCUUGGUACAUGCCUCGAGCUAUUAUUGAGGUUGCUAUCACAAAGUUUUAUAUGUUAUCUCACAUCCCCCUUCAGAUAUAAACCAGAGGUGGAAAACCAGAAUGCAGUUGUUUGCUGCAGCCCUAAAAGGGGGGAAGAGAAUAUAAUAAACCCCAUGUGUUGAGGGCUCCACAUACUGUACCCAGAGGGGUCAUCAGUGAUUUCAGUGGCCAUGGGUUUGGAGACAGGGAAGUAUGUGCUGUGGUUAGCAGGGCUGUUCCAGCUCCCUUGGCAGUGGUGCACAAGACCAGGGGCAUGGAUGUCUCUGGCUGCUGAUGUAUAACAGAGCUGUUACACAGCUGGUGAUUCCUAUGGUCUCCUCAAAGCACUGUGAGGUUAUCAGUGAAGUACUCCAGAUACCUCAGACAUUCCCCAGUGCACAAGUGGAUGUAGGCACUUACAACUACUUGUGUACAUUGCAUGGGAGAUGGACUCCAGUUUCAGUAAAAGACUGAUUUACAGAUAUUGAACUUGUGUUGUAUGUUCUGCAGUCCAAAGACCAUAAAAGGUGGAAAGAAAAGUAAAAUAAGCCAAUCCUCCUUCCCUCCAUGCUGCUUUCAGACCUUCAAUACACCUUGCCAGCUUGAGCAUCGCAAUAACCUCUGCCUUUUUGAGAAGGAUGUGGGGCACAAAACCCAAACAUGAUGAAUUUCAGCUCUAACCUUCCCUCCAUCAGCCUGCAGUAGGUCCUCACUCUCAGACUGGUACCAGCAAACGCCUGACAUGCCCCAGUGGUAGCGAUUGCUUUGCACUUGGACUAUUAGAGCUGAAAAUCGGAGCUGUAACCUCUUUCCCAAGCGCCUGUAGUUCAAAGCGAUUCGAAGCACAGGAGCUGUCAAUUGAUGAUCAUACUUCACAAACACAAGGCAAACAACAAGCACAGAGGAAUUUCCUGCUCUUUGCUCGCCAGCCAGCACCUGAAUUUCACAAUCACACUCUUUGUAGUUGGUCUCAGAAGAGUUUUCCUCUUUCACCAGAUGAACUUGACCGAAAGGCAACACCCGAGAAAGGGGCAGAGGAACCGGAUGCACCCAUCAUGCUGCUGUGGGAGAACCACCUCUCCCUCCGGCUGUCUUCAUUGCAGCCAGUCUAAAUGAAACUAAACAGGGGUUUUAUAAGUCAGAUAAAGUGAGAACCACUUUAGUGAAUGGCAGAUAUCCCAGUCCCAGGAGUAUGCAUCCUACACUGGGAUUUUUCAUCCUACAGUGGGAGUAUUCUGCCCAAGUACAGUUGUUUAUGAUCAAUACCUCAGUGUUGGAGAUGCUGUGAACAGUGCAGGGCCAGAAGCGAGUGAAGAGCACUUGGCAGUGCUUCUUAUCAGACUGAAACACUACUAAAGGCUGGUUACCCCAUAAAAGCAGAACAGAAAUGUAACCAAGUCACUUGAAACAACCUUUGAUGUAUGCUGCCUAAACAAAGACGAUUCCUUCUGGAAGAGGGAUGUCUGGUAACUUGAUGCACUGUGGUACACUAAUUCUGGAGGCCUGAAGUGCCACAUUCAGGAGAGACAAAAUGCUGCUUGAAGUUCUGUAAUUAAUAAAACUUCAUGUUUUUUAAUGUG